Caenorhabditis briggsae is the source of this 1677-nucleotide messenger RNA. The record is from RefSeq and is a predicted model, not a curated record. NCBI's taxonomy places the organism in Eukaryota, Metazoa, Nematoda, Chromadorea, Rhabditida, Rhabditidae. The transcript is spliced from 9 exons. The coding region runs from base 1 to 1677 and encodes 558 amino acids.
AUGAGUAACCUCCGAUCUCGCCGAAUCGACGAAAUUUUAGAAGACGUCGUGAUUUGGCGAUUUGUGGCCAGUCGAAUUCGAACGCCUGAUAGAAAACUUCGCCCGUUUGUCGAUGGCGAUGCCACGUGGCAAGAAUUCAAAAAAUCGCACAAAGGAUUUCCGAAAUCGGCUGAGUACUAUGCUAAAAAGUUCGACAGCGUUUUGGCUCCGAAUUUGGAAUUCGCGUCAUUUGAAGAUCGUCAAAAACUCGACUUGUUCUGGGCACUGGGUAUGCCAAUUACAAAAAAUUUCUUGAAAAGAGUCCAAGACGAGUAUCAAGUGACUUGCGACGCGAAUUGGUAUAUCACCAGCUACAAGAACAUGGGAGAGCAUGAGCAAUGGGUGGAAACUUCUGGAAAAGGAGCGGAAGAAAAAUCGAUAAACAGUCGAGAAAUGUGGAAAUUUCUGUCGUCGGUGAUUCGAGAUCCGGUCACAAAGCUGAGCAAUCGGUAUACGGUAUCUCCUGACUCGUGGAUUGAACUAUAUUCGAAAAAAUCGUUGGCCGCUCAUGAGCACUUUUUGAAUGAAAUGGCUCCGAAUUUGCACAUGGAACCGUUCGAGAUGCACAAAAAAAUCGAUUUGUACUGGGCGCUCGGAAUCGUGGUGAAUAAGAAAUAUUUGAGAAAAUUACACAAACACUACGAUUUGACGAUGGGUCGGAAAGGCGUGAUUCUGGUGUACUCUAAGAAGACGUCAGAUUCAGAAACUCCGAAAACAUCGAAAAAGCGACGAAUCGAUAAUCGAUUAGAAAAUUCUGGAGAUGUCGAUCCAGACGACGGUUUCCACUCAACUCUCUCAUCAAAACUUCAUCUUUCGAAAAUCAACGUUCACGACAAAAUCGCGCUCUACUGGUCACUCGAAAUUCCAAUCAAUCGGCAGUUUAUUGAAAAAAUGGAACGUCAAUAUGAAUUCAAAAUUUCGUCACAAGGAGUGUUGAUAAAUUACACUCGAAAAUCACAAGGAGAUCGGAGGAAUUGGUGGCCGAAACCGUCGGUAAUAUGGGAUUUUGUACUGGAAAAAUCGAUAAAUUCGUGUGGAAUAUUGAUUGCGGGUACUGUAGAUGUGAAGAGUGUCGAUUUUUGGAAAAAGUUCAAUUCGAAAUUCAAUAUCAACAAAAAUCCGAUGGAAAUAUGCAGACAUUUCAACACCGAUUUGAUACCAACCUUGGAGGACGAGCGAUUGCCAUUGGAGAAGAAAUUAUCGAUAUUUCAUGCGCUGCAAAUUCCAAUGAAGCCUGCAUUUUUGAGAAAAUGUCAAAAAUUUGCUAAAAUCAAAGUUUGCAUCUCUACUGGGACCAUAAAGUCAUUCGGAAUGCUCAAAAAUGCGCCGGUUAUCGAUAAAGAGGAGAGUUUUUCAAAUGAUUUCGACGGAUUUUCGCAAUAUUCAAUUUCCGUACCUGACGUCGCCGGCUGCUCAGAUUCACCUUCAUCGUCUGGAACCGAGUUCUUGAGCAUCCAAAAUCGAGAAUUUUCGGAAAAUUCGAAAACGUCGUGUGGCAUUCCAGGCUCAGAAUUCUUGGAGGCGUUGGGCGUUAUCGGUGGAGCAGAAUUGAGGAAAGAGUAUGAGAGUUUGAACGAUAAGACAAUCCCCAUCGCUAUGGUCGAGGAACUGUUCCAGAAUGCUCUCGAUGCUGUAUAA